Messenger RNA from Aureobasidium pullulans EXF-150, 900 nucleotides. RefSeq lists its product as uncharacterized. Bases 1 to 900 code for a protein of 299 amino acids. The record is from RefSeq and is a predicted model, not a curated record. Lineage: Eukaryota; Fungi; Ascomycota; Dothideomycetes; Dothideales; Saccotheciaceae. The transcript is spliced from 2 exons.
AUGUCCUUGAUUAUCGAUGACCUCAAGGCGCUUUCAAGCACGAGAGCCACUUGUGGAUUGUUGAAACAGAUCACACAACAUGAUUUCUGUCGAAUCCACAUCACCGAGAUGAAGAAUCUUUCCACCACCAAGGCCCUUGAGAGACUUCUCUGGACCUCGCUACAGCCCUCCUUAGCUCCUUGGAUCCGCUCCAACACCGUAGACUUCCAUAACAAGCAUCUUUUGUUGUCGAACGUUCUCGAAGCAACCGAUGUUCCGGGAAUCGUCGACUUCCAUAUCAAAGAUGACGCGCCACUAAUCUCGCCCUGUCCCCCUUACCUAGAGUGGACCAUCUGGAAAAUCAAUCAUGAGGAUAUGAGUGAGAGGCACAAGCUCAUCUGGGACCAGAUGCUAACAUCCAAAGCUGUCGACGAGAUACUCAUCAAAUUCGUACAACGCGAGGGGGUAGAGCAGUCGCCCCUUCCACAUACCAUCGCAAUCACACGCUCUGAACAUGGCCUCCACGUGCGCUUUCAAAACAUUCACGAAAAGCGCAUUAGUGUUAUCGGCCACAUGAAUAUCUUCCACAGACUCUAUUCGCUCGAGAUGGAGGACUGCUCCAUCUGUGACUACGAUCUGGAGCCCAUGCUUACCAAUCCGAACCUCGAGAAUCUCCGCCUUCACGAUAUUGACCUAUCUCCUUAUACGGGCAACUACCGGGCGCACCUACCAUAUCGUUGGCCAAAGAUGCUCGGGCUCGUUGCUAGUACCACCGAUCUCCAGUCAUGCCAGAUCUCUGGUCUGGCUGACUGGGACAAUGCAUUGUUUCUGUCGGAGUUUUGGGAGGCUGAGACCAAGGAUGGCAAGACCGUGAGCGAAGCUCUUCUGCAGCGAAUCAAGAUCAGACGUCCUUGGUGUUGA